AUGGGAGGUACAGGGUUUGAGAAGUGUGCUUCAGAACAUGGGCUGUAUGUGAAGUGUUGCCAAUACAGUGGCAGAACAGAAAAAUUAAUUGUGUGCCUGUAUGUGGAUGACUUGUUAGUCACUGGAAGUAAUGAGGAGUUGGUUUCGGAGUUUAAAGCUGAAAUGCUAAGGGAAUUUGAAAUGAGUGACCUUGGAAGACUGAGUUACUUCCUUGGGAUAGAGUUUACCGAGACUGAAAGUGGUUUAGUGAUGCAUCAGUCUAGGUAUGUUCUAAAUUUGCUGAAAAGGUUUGAAAUGGCAGAAUGCAAUGCAGCUAACACACAAGCUGAAAUUGGGUUGAAACUAGAGAAAGAACCAGAAGAGGAUGCUGUUGAUCCAACAACAUACAGGAGAAUGGUUGGGAGUCUAAGGUAUCUUUGCAAUACCAGACCUGAACUGAGUUACAGCGUGGGGUUAGUGAGCAGAUAUAUGGAGUGUCCCAGAACAUCUCAUUUGAAUGCAGUGAAGAGAAUUCUAAGGUAUCUACAGGGGACCUAUUCCUAUGGAGUCCUAUUGAGAAAGGAGGAGGCUGGAGUUGAAGUGCAAAUCACUUCAUACUCAGAUGUUGAUUGGUAUGGUGAUAAAGGAGAUAGGAGGAGUACGCCUGUGUAUAUCUUCUUCAUGGGUGGAUCUCCAAUUUCUUGGAGUUCGAAGAAAGAACCUGUAGUAGCCCUAUCAUCUUGUGAAGCGGAGUACAUAGCAGCAUGUGAAGCUGCAUGUCAAGCAGUGUGGCUGGGAUAUUUGCUAGAAGGACUGAAGGUAGAGUGGUCUGGUAGAGUGAAGUUGCUUGUUGACAACAAAUCUGCCAUUGAUUUGGCCAAACACCCUACUUCUCACGGUAGGAGUAAACACAUUAAGACUAAGUUCCACUAUAUUAGGGAACAAGUCAGCAAUGGUCGGUUGGAGGUGGUACACUGCAGAUCCGAAGACCAGUUAGCAGAUGUCCUCACCAAAGCACUCAAAGGUGAACGCUUUCUGACUCUCAGGAAGCAGAUUGGGGUGGUCCGAGUGGAGAUUGGCAAGAACGGUGUAGAUCGGACCAGAGGAAGGGCGAAAACCUAG
Molecule: messenger RNA, 1101 nt
Organism: Vigna radiata var. radiata (mung bean)
Lineage: Eukaryota; Viridiplantae; Streptophyta; Magnoliopsida; Fabales; Fabaceae
Exons: 1
Coding region: 1-1101 (366 amino acids)
Source: RefSeq, a predicted model, not a curated record